Cryptotermes secundus is the source of this 2963-nucleotide messenger RNA. Its product is annotated as zinc finger protein 239-like. Gene Ontology annotation, biological process: regulation of transcription by RNA polymerase II. Gene Ontology annotation, molecular function: DNA-binding transcription factor activity, RNA polymerase II-specific; RNA polymerase II cis-regulatory region sequence-specific DNA binding. The record is from RefSeq and is a predicted model, not a curated record. NCBI's taxonomy places the organism in Eukaryota, Metazoa, Arthropoda, Insecta, Blattodea, Kalotermitidae. Bases 398 to 1705 code for a protein of 435 amino acids. The transcript is spliced from 5 exons.
CGUUGAUCACAGGAACAAAUUCGUUCAUGUCAUGAUUUAGAGAAUUUUCUUUGGUGUACUGGCGGCCCAUGCUUUGAGCUGAUUUGAGCUAUGUUAGAUGCGUGGAUCAAUGAAGGCAGAGAGGAAUGUUGAAUGCAGAGAUAAUUGGAGAAGGUUGUAAGCGGUUAGAGCACAGCGUGGUGGAUGGCGAAGGAAUAAUUCAGUGACCGUACAAUCAGAAGCUAAUAUACACGCGAUUCAGUACUUUAUUAUGACUCCUUACUGGUGUAAAUACUACGAUUCCAGUUUGAACGUAUUACUGAGAGUUGGUAGCACAAAAUUUUUACAGAUAAACAAUUUUUGUGCUGUGCUAUGGAACUGAGCAAGACUCUGAGGCCCGCAGUUUUUCGAGCAGAAGAUGGAUGCUGUGAAACUUGAGCCUGAUCCUGAUGGCAAAUCAUACCCAACAUCUUGUCACAAUGAAAAUCAGCUGAUUGAUGUGAAAGAGGAUGAAGAUCCACUGUUAAUAAGAUACCCGUUGAUGAAGACUGAAAAUGAGCAGAAUACAAUAAUCAAGGUAGAAAAUGAUGUGGAUGUUCAGAGUGAAGAAGAUUCUAUUCACAUGAAAAUUGAAGAGAUUUAUAUACCAUCUGCAUUUUGCAUAGCGAAGCCAGAACCUGAGAACUGUGUGGAUUCACCGGACAUUGAGGCUGGUUCAUGUAAUCAGACAUGUGUUACAUCUUCUUGUGAUGGAACUGAGGCCAACGAUGUAAAAGCUAAGGACAUUUCAGAUGUACAAAAGGAGCAGGAUCCUGUACCAACAAAAAAUGCUGAGCCAGAGAAUGAACAUAAGGCAACGCGUGCUGAAGAAUGUCCAAACUCCUGCAAUGUGUGCCAUAAGACAUUCAAUCUACGAACGACACUGAAGAUACAUCAGCGCACACAUAGUGGAGAGCGUCCAUACUCUUGUGAUGUGUGUAAUAAAGCAUUCAGCGUUAAGAGUAAUCUGAAGACACAUCAACGCAUACAUAGCGGAGUGCGUCCAUAUUCCUGUGAUGUGUGUAAUAAAUCUUUCAGCGUUCAUAAUUCUCUCAAGACACAUCAGCGCAUACAUAGUGGAGUGCUCCCAUAUUCUUGUGAUGUGUGUAAUAAGUCUUUCAGUGUUCAAAGUUCCCUGAAGACACAUCAGCGAAUACAUACUGGACUGCUUCCAUAUUCAUGUAAUGUGUGUAACAAAUCAUUCAGUGUUAGUAGUAACCUCAUGGCACAUCAACGAACUCAUAGUGGAGAACGCCCAUAUUCCUGUGACAUUUGUAAUAAAUCUUUUAGUGUCAGUAGUAAUCUGAAGACCCAUCAACGCAUACAUAGUGGGGAGCGUCCAUAUUGUUGUGAUGUGUGUAGUAAGUCGUUUAGAGAACAGAGUAUUUUAAUUAAACACCAACGCAUACAUAGUGGAGUGCGUCCAUAUUCUUGUGAUGUGUGUAAUAAAUCAUUCAGUGAACAGGGUACUUUGAAGGUGCAUCAGCGCAUACAUAGUGGAGAUCGUCCAUAUUUCUGUGAUGUUUGUAGUAAAUCGUUCAGACAGAAGAGUUCAAUGAAGAAACACCUACGCAUACAUAGUAGGGAGGGUCCAUAUUCCUGUGCUGAAUGUAAGAAGUCAUUUAGUACUAUAUGUGAUCUUGGGAAACAUCAGCGCAUGCAUAUUGGGCAGCAUGCAUGCUGCUGAGGUGUGAAAUAAUGCAUACAAAAAGCAAAGUUUUUUUUACACAUGAUAUAUAUAUAUAUAUAGGAGAAUGCAUUCUUUGAUUUAAGUAUGUCCUUUGUAAGGGAAGUUUGUGAAAAUAGGAGCAUGGUGUGUUGACUGAUCACAUUCAUCUUUUUUCUCAAGAGGAAGACCUUCAGUGCCUACUCUUAACAUGCUCAACAAUGUCAUCAGCUUUGAAGGAAAUAUCACUUCGUAAGUGUAAAAUUUGUGGGCUGUUAUAUUGAACUUGUCCUCUUUUAGUCUUCUGACAUCUUUAAUUAAUCUUUGCAUAAAUAAUAAUAUAUCUUCAAAUCAUUAUUGUUUACAAUGGGGAAAACCCUGUAUUUAUGGACUUUUUUCUGUAUGUUCUCAAGAUGCACAUAUAGAUCACAAUCAUUCUUAAAGACCAGAUAUGUUAGUAUUCAGCCUUGGUAGACCCUGACAUGCUUCCACAUAAAUAUCUACAUUACAGAGGGCCAAUGAAAUACAUGGGUGGAAUGCUAGGAGUUUAACUUAACUUGUGACAUUUUAGUUCUAGUAUUAAAUAAAGGAUAAAAUCAUCCCAGAAUGCAUGCUUACUCUAUUAAGAGUGUUAUGGUAUAGCCGUCUUGGCAGAUAAUACAAAUUAUGUAUUUCUCAAUGCAGGUAAAUAUAAAAACAUGCAACAGGAGUAGCAGACAGUAAAAUGUAACUUCCCAUGCGAUAUGUGAAUCCUCUUGAUUGUUCAUUACUGAACAAAUAAUAUUUCAUGUGAAUGAGCUAUCCUUUCAGUUCAUGCUGUUGAUGCCAACAGUCACCCAAGUGGCACAGUUUUAACAUGUAUGAGGUUAAGUUCCUGACAAUACAUGACCACACAGUAUGCUGUGUUAAAUGUUGACAAAGAAACAUCAAAGAAACUUACAAUAAAUUUUAGUCACACAUUACUACUAAUUGUAGACCAGCUGUCUGUGUACAAGGUGUGUCCCAAAAGUCAUGAAAUAUAUUUCUUUCCCGCGCUCCUACUGGUCAGAGCGUGCUGGAACCGGUUGGGUUAGGAGGGGGAGGCCUUUAGCUUCACAGCGUGCCCAAGGUCAGUCUGCUCAAGCAUCGUAGGCGUCAGUAUCACUGAUUUAGUGCACCUGUGUUUUGUGACCACGUCACGGCGCGCGAUGGUGGAUACUUUUGAACAACGUUGGGCGGUCAAGUUCUGCACAAAGCUCAACAAAAAAGCUGCCGAAACUCACGAACUGCUUAAGCAAGC